Molecule: messenger RNA, 2854 nt
Organism: Anguilla rostrata (American eel)
Lineage: Eukaryota; Metazoa; Chordata; Actinopteri; Anguilliformes; Anguillidae
Exons: 13
Coding region: 387-2171 (594 amino acids)
Source: RefSeq, a predicted model, not a curated record
UACUGUGUAAUUGGCUCGUGCGUAUCUCACACUGAACUAAGAGAACAACAAAUUUAUACUUGGAAGAGGUUAAAGUUAACAACUGGAUAAAUUAAACGCGAGUCAUCGUUAGCUUACCAUCAAGUCGACGUUCUGCAAUUUAUCCACUUAAUUUGUCAUUGGAAAUUAGAAUUUAUAUGGAGUUUCGCGCGUUGCUCACUAGCUAAGUAGCAUUUGACAUGCGGUUGGUUACGUCGGAAAAUGUAAGGAUUAGAUGUACUUCGCUUGGUUUUUGACGACAGGUUUGAACAUCGAGCCUUUGAAAUUCACAUGCCAACGGUCGGCAGUAGCUCACUUGUCAGUCUGACUAGCAACAGCAGCUAACGUGCUACGGUCGGCCAUACAAAAUGAACUGGGUCGGAGGGUCACGGAACCGAUGCAUGCUCAAAAAUGAUGCAAGAAAACAAAGGGAGUUCUUUGAAAAGAAAAAGAUGCAGAAAAGGAUAGAGCAUUUGGGGUUAGCUGCAGAUCCUCAGGGGGCUGCUACUGGCAGUAUAGACCUGGUCACGUUGUUUAUUGUGAACCAGAUUGCUGCAAAGAAGGAGAACAAAUAUAGCCAUAAAGUUACCCAUUUGAGUCAGAGAAAAGGGGCCCGGUGGCCCAUCCACGAGGACACGCUGGAAUUGCCCAUGAGCCCUUGUUCUCCUUCACGUCUCUGUCUGAUGGAAAGUCAGCCUCAGUACAGUGUCCAGAGAAAAAGAAAGCAACAUCUGUCUGAAUGGAACAACAAUAGACAGCUCUCGCCAGUGUUAGAAUCCAACAUGUCCGACUGCAGUGCCUCCGAUUACCGGCACAUCAUCUCGGACACCUUCAGUCCCCUAUCAUCGGCCACGUCUGGCUCUCUGAGCGGGACCUUUCCUGUUGGGCAGAGGGGAGAGUUCAAACCUUUCUGCCAGCCAAGAGAGGUGAGAGAGGCCAAUCCAUGGCCAGCAAUUUCGCAUGGGUCACAGCUUAAGGUCCAUUACCCUCCAGUGUCCAGAGUUCAGUUUGGUGGUACGGAAUCCAGUGUCAUUAGCACACAGAGGAGUAGAGGACGUACUUUGAAAACCACAGGAUGCUUUCUCAGCCUCUCUAAAGAGGAGGAGAGGGAUCAAGAGACAGCAUUAGUGGAUUUUGACGGUGGCGACUACAACAGCCAAGAAACAACAUUCGACAACAGAAAAAUAAGAAUCAGUUUUCAAGAGGAAUCACCACAAAAUUCUGUGUCCAUUGGGGAUCCAAAUGAAUCUGAGAGCAGGCACCAUGAAGCUGAUUUUCGGUCUCAGCCUGUGGAGUCUGCAAUGUGUUGUGGGCGUGGCCAGGGCUCGGUGAAAAGCUGUGGAUCUGUGUGCUCCUCUCCCUGUGAAGGUCUCUUCAGCUCCAGCUCUGAUAGUGUGGGAAGUAGAGGGGGUGAGGGGGAUCAGUUUGUGCCCUCUCGUCUCCAACCCGGGACAACACAGGGGAGGGAAGCCUGGACAGGGCCGGAGAUCCGGCCUUACGAAACGAGAGAAACCGGGACGCAAACCGACGGCUUCUUUGCGUGUCGCACUUCUGACGCUUCCACACAGUGCAGUCCCAGGGAACAGGGCGAAGUGUCCACUUCCCCCAGCGCCUGCGUGGGGUUCCGAUCUCACUCUCGCCAGGUUUGGCACGAGAAGCACAACCAGGCCACCAGGGGGCAGCAUGUUGCAGCCGAUGAGCUGCUGGAAGUGGAUUCACAAGCAGGGACUCCAAACAGCCUUGGAGAAGAGGACCCGCUACCCCAGAGUAAGUCUGGAGUAGCAGCACCGCAGAGCACAAGGGCUGCUUUUACAGGACAGCAGCUACUCUCAGGGGGACCAGAAAUCCUCUACAGGCCCAAGACCAUACCUGAAAACUGGAGACUCAGCACUCCACCCCUCAAGCAUAUCCACUUGAAGAAAACUCCAGUGAGGGAUGAGUUCAGGAAGGAGCAAAAUGGCAGACAGCGGCAGGUGAAACAGGUGGAGAAUUAUGACCAGUCAAAACAGCAUUCUGUGGAAAACGCGGCAAGAAGAGAGGGAGAAGAGCUCAUAACCGAGAGCACGCUGAUGACCAAGGUCUCAGAGGAGACUGAAACACUGCAGGAAAUUGCAGAUAUUCUGUUAAUGAUGAAACAAAAAAACAAGUUAUAGUGUAAAAAGUAGCUUUUACAGCCUAUGCAAGCUUGUGUGUGUCUCUCUGCAUGUGGAUGUACUGUAUGUAUGUGUUUCUACAGUAGUAAAUUAGACAUGAAAUGAUUAGCAUUCUUUUGAUUCAACAUUUAUUAAAGUAGAACGAAACACUGAAAGAUUAUUAGCAUUUAUUUUGGCCAUUUACAUAUUCAAGGGUCAAAUUUCAUGAAUAUAUAUAGUUUUAUAUAAAGAUAAAAUCUAGGAAAAGAUGGAUAGCAACAAUAAUUGAAUUUACUAUACAGCACUGAUAUGUAUGUAUAUGUGCAUGUAUAUAUACAUAUACAUACACAUACAUAUUUUAUCACUAGAUUGUCAUAAACUGUACAAACACUUUAUUAUUUUCAAUUGUUUUACAUAGGAAAAUUGUUUCACCACAAACUUACAGGACAUCUCUGUCAGUAAUAAAACUAGACCAACACUGGGUUGUAAUGGUCUAAGAUGCUUCCCUUUAUCAAAGUGCAUUUUUAAAGUCACAAUACAUUUACGUAACUGUCAAACACAAGAAGGCUUUGUUACAUGGCUGCAUGGCAUUUUAACAUAUUUAAUUAAAAAAAAAAAAAACUUCUGUAAUGUUUUCAAAUUAAAGUUGGAAAAAAUAUAUUUCCAGUUAAAUAUUUUGUUAAUAAACCAAAUACAACCACUGA